Molecule: messenger RNA, 1518 nt
Organism: Monopterus albus (swamp eel)
Lineage: Eukaryota; Metazoa; Chordata; Actinopteri; Synbranchiformes; Synbranchidae
Gene: glcci1b
Product: glucocorticoid induced 1b
Exons: 9
Biological process (GO): podocyte development
Cellular component (GO): cytoplasm
Source: RefSeq, a predicted model, not a curated record
CUGAAAGAACUGUCAUUUAGAGUGAGUGGACACGAUGGGGAAGACUCAGCUGGAGCCAGAAAACACGAAUUAAACAUUUCAAAAAGUAUCAAAAUCAACUCUUAGAGUUACACGUGUCAGGAUUACACCCUGCGUCGGCAUGUGUUAGUAUCUUACAGAGAAGCAGAAACUUUGGCAGCACGUCUUUCUUGUUGCAGUAGAAACUACAGCCAGUUUCUGAGGAUGUCAGCCCCCAGCAACUCACUUCAGCAGCCGAGAGUGAGACGCAACAAUGCAGGCUCCCCCGGCUCGUUCAACAACAGCAGCUGCCGUUUGCACCCCAUCCGUGCCACAGUGCCCUAUCAGCUUCUGCGUGCGGGUCAGAGCAGUCCGACGCGGCCGCAGGCUCUUUGCGGAGGAACCACGAACAGCCGAGGCUCAAGUCCCCCUUCCAGUCCUACACUAACUUCAGGAAAUGCAAAUGCUAAGCAGAGACUGUCCCCCGAAAAUAAGGACUCCUCCUGUCUCCCAGACUCUCCAGUAUCCAGAGAAAGAGCCAAGCUACAGGUUCGAGGAUCCAGUUCUAUCAGGCGGACGUCUUCUCUGGAUGCCAUCACAGGGCCAUACCUCACUGGUCAGUGGCCUCGCGACUCCCAUGGACCCUACCCUUCCUGUAUGAAAGACAAAGCCACACAGACUCCAGGUCUCUGGAUUGAUGAAGGAGCAGAGCAAGGAAGUCCUCACCAGCGGUCAGCCUCGUGGGGCAGUGCAGACCACCUCAAAGAGAUUGCUAAACUGAGGCUGCAACUGCAGCGCAGCAAACAGGUCGGCCGGCAGAACAAAGACAGGGAGCAGAGCUCACUGCAGCUGCCGCAGCAGGCGCAGCACAGCACUGCAUGCCAGCCUCAGUACAAAGGAAGUUCAUCAGCUGUAUCAACAAUCCCAGUGCCAAAGUCCCUCAUUUGCAGGGUGCCAAGCAGUGUGGAGGGCAUCAACCAUGAGCUAGAAAAUGUGUUUAUCAGGGAGGACUGGGAACAGGGGAUACAGGCCAUGGAUGUGGUGGAUGGCCGUCGCCCCCCCUUCCCGCCGCAUCGCUACAGCAACGGUGGGGACACGCGUGACACGGACACACAGGCCCCCUCCAGCGGUGACUCUAGCCCAUCGCCCCGUCCCUGCAGCUCUGACCACCGCCACUCCCCUGAUGAAAGUCCCUGUUCUACAGAGGAAAUUGACAAAGACAGUUUGUGCAGUUCUCCUCUCCCCAAGUUUGCCACUUCUCCCAAACCAAACAACAGCUACAUGUUCAAGCGGGAACCCCCAGAGGGCUGUGAGAGGGUCAAAGUGUUUGAGGAGUUGGUGUCUGGCAAAUCAAAAGGCUUCCCUCUCUUCUCAUGUCCGGACAAAAACAAGGUGAACUUCAUUCCCAGGGGCUCUGCCUUCUGCCCUGUCAAACUCCUUUGCUCCUCCCUCUUCUCCCCUGUCUCUCCCUUGUCCUGCUCCUCCGUCAACCCUAGUCUCCAUGGUAACGGCAGCCCCGGA